AUGAUAGAUCCUCUGCGGUACCGAUCUCUAGAGGAGCAGCUUGAGUUCGAUGAGGACAACUCUCCGAUGCAGUGCAAGCAAUGCCUGCGGGGGGGAGUCAGCACCCCGGCGUUUUUCCUCUGCUACGAGUGCGGAAACACUGGUGAUCCGCGACCGUUUUGCGAGCCCUGCUUCUUCGACUACCACCUGACGAAGAGGAAAGGGAAGGAAGGACAUAAGCCGCACCCGAUAGUGCAAGGAGAUCCUGUCACCGUCCAAACGCUUGCAGAUGGCGACGGUGUCACGUUUGCCAAGAUGCACGACUGGGUGACCCUCGACUACAUUUUGACGACGGACGAGUCGGACGUGGCGGUAGAGGACACGUUUCUCGCGAAACAGCCGCUCACGUUUCAGAGUGGUUGUUCCGGCCCGUGCAUCCACCUCCAGCUUCGCGGGUGCACAGGGAUAGCCGCAGCAGACAUCAUGGGUGCCAGUGACCCCUACUGCGCCGUGUACUGGAAAAACAACUUCGUCGGUGCCACAACCACAAAGCACAUGACUCUCAACCCGAAGUGGGCGAAUCAAACGUUCGUGCUACCCCUUGCUGCAGAGUUUUUGGCAGCGCUGGACGGUGGCGAGGGCUCUUCAGCGCUCUUCAACGCCGGUGCGCUCUUGCCAAAGCUCCGAAUAGAGCUCUAUGACUGGGAUCGCCUGUCGAAGAAUGAUUUUCUGGGACAAAUUUCCCUCAGCGAUGCCGAAAUCCUUCCCAUCUUGCGGCAAAUACGAAGCGGUGAGGCAGACGAGAAUCAGGCCAUCUCGUUUGAUUUGAAACCAAAACAGAGUCGAGGACAGCUCGGCAUUCGUGUUGCUCUUCUCGGGAGCAAGCUCUACGUCCACAUCAUGGAAGCCGAAAAUGUCCCAAAGGCGGACCCGUUCAGCUUGAGUGACCCAUACUGCGAGGUGUUUUGGAAUGACGAACUGGUCGGCAAAACCGCCUACAUCAACGAUACCCUGGAUCCCGUAUGGGAUUUGGAGAUCUUCGCCUUCAAAGUCGACAAAGAUGGACCCAACUCUGUCGAGAAGUCCACUCUGCGAGUGGUGUGUUUGGACUGGGAUCAGUUCGGAAGCAAUGACGUGCUGGGCCAGAUUGAGCUGACCGGAUCGCAAAUCAAGCAGUUGGUGGAGAGCAAGGACGGUGAUGAGGGGGCAGAUGCCGGCGAACAGGCGAUGGGAGAGGCAGACAUGGAGAAGAUUUUCGAAUUCGUACAGAUGUUUCAGGAGAACGAGCUUGACGAAGCGGGGCUCGGGAAAAUGAUCGUCGGGGUUCCCCAAGACCCGCGCAUCAAGAGCCAGCAGCACGACGCGGAAGCAGUCCACGAGGAUGUUGAGGUUGUGGAGACGGCAUCCACUAAGAAGAAGAGAAGACACAAGAAAAAGAAGAAGGGUGGAGCGCUUGAGGCGGAAAAAGAUUCGCAGAGGCGACUCCAUGAGGGUCAAGGGGCGGCAGAAAAUAAAGAAGUGGAGGAGGGUCGUGCCCAGGUGUUGAGCGUGGGAGCGGAAGCUGCGAGAUGCAAAGAUGAACCACAAACAAACGUGGAGGAGCAGAAGAACCAAUGGGCUGAAGCUGACGGUAACCAAGAGGGAGCAAGGGCAGUAGAAGAGGCAGCAGCGACAACAACAGCAGCAGUAGAAGCAGCAGUCUUGGAAGAUGGCAUGGACGAUGAAGAUUGCACGAGGGAGGGAGGACGCCAAGGAGAAAAACACCACGAAGAAGCUAAACAAAAUGAGGAGAUUGAAAAACCGCCGCUGAGGGAACACCGACAAGUAGACGGUGGCAUCGUUCCGGGAGCAAGCCGGAAUGCGGAAUGUCGGAAUGCGCAAGUGUCCGGCGGCGAAGACAACCCGGCUUCGAAUGACACCAAAGCAAGCUUCGAUGCUCUCAACGUCGAAAAGCUCGGAGAGAAGACUGAAGUACGUACCGAAAACGAAAGCACUCUCGACGCUGGCGGCCUCCUUCCCGGGCCAGACCAUACGACCGACGCUGGCAACACCAUAGGUAGCGAGAGUCUGACGCCGGGAGCACCUCGCGAACGCAAGACAAUUCUUGAGUCUAAAACGAACGAGGAGGAUCAGUUGGCAAAGGAGAAUGGGGCAGCAGAUCACGCGCCGAAAGAAACAACAAAUGCUGGUGUCGAAGAAGGGGGUAGUCGAGUCGAGGAAGCAUCACCCAAGGCCGAACCGCGGGCUUCAAGAAAAGGGAAGAAGACUACCCGAGACUCCUUUCGCUAUCGUGACGCAAGCGUCCAGCGUUUGGAAGAGGGCCGAGGUGUUCUGGUGGAGUAUUUGGACGACGGCAAAUCCGUAUGGCUGGAAACCAAGGUCAUCCCUCGCCUUCAGAUCCGGGCAGACACACCGGUGGCCCGCAACAUUCUUCAGCGAAUUUGGGGGCAGCGACACAGACUGUUGAGCCUGCACAAGCGAGUGCUGAACGUGAAGCGGGGGAUGAAGGCGCUGAUGGGAGUCGCGAUGACCGGCUCUCGGAUGCAGUGGUACCAGCUGGGGUUGACGGACGAGCAGAGCGGGGCGAAUUUCGUCCGCGGAACCGUCGACUGUCGGUUUCUAUACCACACCAGGGGGUCCGUGUUGAGAGGGCUAGACGUGGCGGUGUCCCACAUGAGUCUCGGUGAAAGGGCCCGAGUGGAAGUACGGUCGGACUACGGGUUCGGGGAGGUGUACGCCUCGAGAAACAUCCCGCCUUACGUCACUCUGGUGUUCGCAGUCCAGGUGGCGGCCAUCGGGCACCGGAGCGCGAAGUGGCUGCUGGUCCGGCGAGCGCUCAGGGACAGGAUAGACGACGCGUUGUUCCGUCUCCGAUCGCGCCUUUCGAGUGUGGUGUCGUCUUACGGGGCUGCGAGGCGCCUGACGGCCUUGCUGAGAUCGCUGAGGAGAGGGGGAAACACCGUGAAAGCGCUGGUACCAGACGAUGAGGAGUCGGCGGUGGGGGACCCGGGCUUGCUGUCGGAGAGAACGGGGUACCAAGACACCCAUGCAUAA
Messenger RNA from Ectocarpus siliculosus, 3033 nucleotides. The record is from the annotation of a GenBank genome assembly. Lineage: Eukaryota; Phaeophyceae; Ectocarpales; Ectocarpaceae.